AUGGGUAUAGUACAGAUGCCAGCUUAUACUGACUAUUGGGCAAGAAAAACAAGAUACCCUCUCAUUGCUGAUCUUAUGCCUCUCAAAAAGUAUCAACAAAUACGUCGAUAUAUUCAUUUUGUUGAUAAUACUUUGCAAGAUUCAGACCGUUAUUUCAAGAUUCGCCCCCUAAUGGAGAAAAUACGCAAAAAUUUUCUGAAAAUUGAAGAAGAAGGAAAAUAUUCCAUUGACGAGAUGAUGAUACCUUAUAAAGGUCGUAAAGCAGGUAAACGAAAGCAGUACAUAAAAAUGAAACCUAAGAAAUGGGGGUUUAAGAAUUUUGUCCGUGCGGGUGUUUCGGGUAUCAUCUACGAUUUUAUUCUGUAUGGUGGCGACGAUACCUUUCGUGGACUGACUUUUUCAGAGAAAGAAGCUACAAUUGGUUUAGGAGGUAUGGUAGUGCUUGCAUUGUGUCAAACUAUAAAGAAAAAGCCGGCCAUUGUGUAUGCUGAUAACUUUUUUAUGUCGCCUGAACUAACAUAUAUUCUGCGGGAAGAAUACGGGAUCCUUAGUCUAGGAACAAUAAGGACUAAUCGUCUCAGAGGCUGUCAAGAGUUAUUGCCAACUGACAAACAAUUAAAAAAGAAGAAACGCGGUUCUAGCGCCCAGGUGGUUUGCAAUAAGAAUAAGUUGGCAGUCGUAAAGUGGAACGACAAUAAAGUGGUUACACUUAUUAGCACCUACAUAGACUCGUACCCCUUAGAAACAAUCAAACGAUACGAUAAGGAUGAGAAAAAGAAAGUAGAUGUAGAAUGUCCUCAAGUGGUCAAACAUUACAACAAACAUAUGGGAGGGGUCGAUUUAGCAGAUAUGUUGAUAUCGUUAUAUAGAACUCCCUUCAAAAGUCACCGUUGGUACUUGGGAAUAUUUUCACAACUUGUUGAUAUGUGUAUAAAUAACGCUUGGCUCCUACAUAGAAGAGAUGGGAAGAAGACUUCAUUGAAAGAUUUCAGAUUUGAAUUGUUUGAUGGGUUGUCUAAGUCUAAUAGAAUAGGAACAAACCAAAACGUUACAGACGAUAUAGGCGAGAAUCUGAAAAUCCAUAAACCAGUCUCAGUCCGACCAACUGAUAGCGUCAGAUUUGAUAACACAGGUCAUCUUCCAGAAGCAGGCAAUUUGUACAAAACGGAGUGUCAUGAAAUGAAGCGUAAAAUAGAGUUCCCUCCAGAGAUAGUCCUUUUAUCGCGCGUCCCGGACAGACGGGAAAUCACGAGGAAAUUGCCAAGCACUUGUACCAGCCUCCUAUUCUGGGAUAUGAACUAUUCAUAUCGUGGUUUAUGA
Molecule: messenger RNA, 1320 nt
Organism: Danaus plexippus (monarch butterfly)
Lineage: Eukaryota; Metazoa; Arthropoda; Insecta; Lepidoptera; Nymphalidae
Product: piggyBac transposable element-derived protein 2-like
Exons: 2
Coding region: 1-1320 (439 amino acids)
Source: RefSeq, a predicted model, not a curated record